Molecule: messenger RNA, 842 nt
Organism: Macadamia integrifolia
Lineage: Eukaryota; Viridiplantae; Streptophyta; Magnoliopsida; Proteales; Proteaceae
Product: abscisic acid receptor PYL2-like
Exons: 1
Coding region: 54-638 (194 amino acids)
Biological process (GO): abscisic acid-activated signaling pathway
Cellular component (GO): cytoplasm; nucleus
Molecular function (GO): signaling receptor activity; protein phosphatase inhibitor activity; abscisic acid binding
Source: RefSeq, a predicted model, not a curated record
CUUCGGCUUCAUCUCCAUCAAAAAAGUCCCACCACCCCUUCCUAGGAGAGGCCAUGGAACCUAACCAGGAGACCACCCCAUAUAAUGGUCUCAGCCCAGAAGAGUACUCAGAGCUAGAGCCCCUCAUUCAUACAUACCACACUUUUGAGAGCUCCUCCAACAUGUGCACUUCCUUGAUUACCCAACGUAUUGAUGCCCCCCUCAGUGUAGUAUGGCCUCUGGUGAGGCAAUUUGAUAACCCUCAAAGGUACAAACACUUCAUCAAGAGCUGCAAUAUCAAGAAAGGUGAUGGAGGAGUUGGGAGCAUCAGAGAGGUCACUGUGAUCUCAGGACUUCCGGCGUCGACGAGCACGGAGAAACUAGAGAUUCUAGACGAUGAGAAGCACAUAUUGAGCUUUAGUUUGGUGGGUGGUGAGCAUAGGCUGAAGAGUUAUAGAUCAGUUACUUCAGUUAAUGAGUUUCACAAGGGUGGAAAGGUUUAUACUAUUGUUUUGGAGUCUUAUGUUGUUGAAAUUCCUCAAGGGAAUACAGGAGAGGAUACCAAAAUGUUUGUGGAUACUGUGGUCAAGUUGAACCUGCAAAAGCUUGCCAUUGUUGCUACAUCUUCUUUGCAUGGAGGCCAUGAUACUUCCAGAUGAGAGCAGUUUUGGACCCAAAUCACUGGCAGCAAAAGGGAAAUAUUGGGUGGGUUUUUGUUUUUGGUUUUGAAAUCUUUCUUAUUAGUGGUUAUAGUUUUAGAAUUAGGUGAAGAAAGCAGCUUUGAUUUAUUGGGGGUUUUCAGUACAAGUUGUUUUAGUAGUUUGAAUAAAUGCUUUUCCUUAGUUACAAUCUAUUCAAGUAUU